CUUGAGGAUGCGGGUAACUCAUGUACGGCGGAGCGCACGGGCCAGGUCGGAAACGAAAGGGAAAGCGUCGCAUCCGCGAACAUCUCACCAUCUUCUCUGCGGUCUCUCUGUCUUCACCCUGCCAAUUCCUCUAUACAACUCUUCAAAAUGGCUUCUGGAUAUGGUCUCAAUGGCGGUCCCGGCCGCUGCUACCCCUUCUGGCAAGAGGUCCUUGGAUGCUACGUGGUGAACUCUGGCGAGGGUGAGGCUGGAAAGAAGAAGUGCACCCCGGCUCUGGACGAUUAUUACGAGUGCCUCCACCACCGCAAGGAGGCCAUGCGCACAAUGAAGAUGCAGGUUGCCUUCCGCAAGGCCGAAGCUGCUCACCCUCGUGAGAAUGCCCCCAAGGCUGAGCAGAUCCGCAGUUUAGGUCUGCUUGGGAAGGAAGAGGAGGCAACUGCUGUGAUGUCGCAACUGUGA
Molecule: messenger RNA, 459 nt
Organism: Penicillium longicatenatum
Lineage: Eukaryota; Fungi; Ascomycota; Eurotiomycetes; Eurotiales; Aspergillaceae
Exons: 3
Biological process (GO): mitochondrial respiratory chain complex I assembly
Source: RefSeq, a predicted model, not a curated record